Molecule: messenger RNA, 973 nt
Organism: Neoarius graeffei (lesser salmon catfish)
Lineage: Eukaryota; Metazoa; Chordata; Actinopteri; Siluriformes; Ariidae
Gene: gtsf1
Exons: 7
Coding region: 53-643 (196 amino acids)
Source: RefSeq, a predicted model, not a curated record
GGCGAUUAAGAGAUUCAGACUGAUUCUCGGUAAUCAGCAUGCACAAUUUUCUAUGAUCAUACCAAGUUUAUCAGCUGUUAAUACCAAACCAGUCGACGAUGCCAAUCCAAAUGCUCUAAUGCAGUGUCCAUAUGACAAGAACCAUCAGAUACGGGCAUGUCGCUUCCCCUUUCACAUUCUCAAGUGUGCCAAGUUUCAGAAUCACUCCAAACUAGCAAGUGAGCUUAAGACAUGCCCCUUCAAUGCCAGGCACUUGGUUCCAAGGCAUGAGCUGGCACAUCACAUUGAGCACUGUGAGAAUAAAUGCUCCUUUACCGUGGAAGAUGGUGUCACUAAGACGCACCCUAAAUUCCAUGUGCCAAUCAAAUGGACAGCCCCUGCAUGUGAGGAGGACUGGGAAAAGGAGGCUGAUGACGAUGCUGUUCCUUUUGUAUGGGGAGUGACCAACAAUCCAUUCACCGUAAACAAGCCUGAGCCACCAGUCAUGAACAACUUGAAUGCUGGAGUUCGUGCACCGCGAACUCUCCCCUGGAAGCCUGCCUGGUUUCUCAUCUCUUUCACAGGAAACAUCCCUUGGGUUUUUUUGGCUGUGUAUUCAAUCAGCGCUGCUGCAGCUGAAUUAUUUUUAUUUGUGAACUUUUAGAAUCCCACUAUGUUCUACCACACCUGGGUCUUAAACUGCCCUUUUAUUUGAAUGUACCUUUUUUUUUGGUUAGUUUUUUAAACAAGUUUUUGAAACUGACCCUCAUUCCCUGGAUUUGCUCUAGAAUACCACUCCUGGGUUUUGAAAUGCAAGACUUUGAGGGUCUUUGAAUUGUAAUGUUUUAUUAAUAAAUGCGGGACUGUUUAGAACUUUGUCUUGUGAAAUUCUGUCCUUGGAUGGUGUUUAGAGCUCAAAGUUUUGGUCUUCUCCACAGGCAAGCCAUGAUUUUCAAACUCAGCUGAUGAAGGUGAAUUCAGGUGUUGCUUCUGA